CGUUUUCCAAAGCAUACCUUUUGAUAAAUGGCAGAAAUUGAAAACCACAGACCACAAAGGAACUCUAUUCGUUUCGACGAUGGGACCGACUUUAGAACCUUGGCCUCACUUGAUGGAUCUACCAUUAAUGAUGUUCCACAUAAUUCUAAUAGGCGGAGAAGUAUUGACGCUCAUUUGCGUCGCAAAAUCCUUAUAGCCUAUGACAACAGCGAGUUCAGUCAAAAAAUGUUUGAGUGGUCGUUGGCCCAAGUAUUGCGCUCUGACAACGAUCAUGUUGUUUUGGCUACUGUUUUGGAUGUCCAGGAGUCCACAUACUUUCAUCGUAAUUGGGGUGCUGACUCAAAUGCAGGAUUUCGAGGAUCGGCACGAAGAUUGUCUAUUUCAGAGUCUGAUCAAGCCACGCUCAAAUUGAAGCCUCUAGUCGAACGUCUGGUCCAGCGUGGGAUGACUGCUCAAAUCCAUAUCCUCAAAGGCGAUCCAAAGCAUGAAAUUGUAAGACUUUCCAAUGAGAUCGGUGCAGAUAUGGUUGUCAUCGGAUCGAGAGGCCUCGGUGCCGUUAAGCGACUUACCAUGGGCAGCGUAUCUGAUUUCUGUGUCCGUAAUGCUGAAUGUCCAGUUGUCGUCGUAAGGGAAAAGGCUCUCGAUUUAACACUAAGUCGAUCGAUGUCUCGUCGUCAAUCGCAGUAAAACAAAUAUGUGCCAUCGAUGAUGUGUGCAUAGUCACCUCAGAAUGAGGUUGUACAGUUGGUUGGUUACGUCCAUUCCAGCCUAACUAUCAUUCCAACACAAUAUCCUAGUAGCUUAUUUUUUCCAAUAGCCAAAUCAGUAUACUCAUAUAUUCCAUAUUUUCAUAUUAAAUUUGUCUUAGCCUAAGCGAUCGAUGACUGCAGA
This is a messenger RNA of Umbelopsis ramanniana AG, 891 nucleotides long. RefSeq lists its product as uncharacterized. The coding region runs from base 28 to 687 and encodes 219 amino acids. Lineage: Eukaryota; Fungi; Mucoromycota; Umbelopsidomycetes; Umbelopsidales; Umbelopsidaceae. The transcript is spliced from 5 exons. The record is from RefSeq and is a predicted model, not a curated record.